This is a messenger RNA of Ctenocephalides felis (cat flea), 1416 nucleotides long. RefSeq lists its product as uncharacterized. Lineage: Eukaryota; Metazoa; Arthropoda; Insecta; Siphonaptera; Pulicidae. The coding region runs from base 1 to 1416 and encodes 471 amino acids. The record is from RefSeq and is a predicted model, not a curated record. The transcript has 5 exons. Gene Ontology annotation, molecular function: nucleic acid binding.
AUGACGUUGGGUCUCCAGAAUGUACUCGCAACGUUCCAACGAUUGAUGGAUCGAUUGAGAGCAGGACUUAAGGACAUGCAGGUGUUUGCAUAUCUAGAUUACCUAAUCAUACUAUCGCCAAUCUUCGAGAAACACAUGAGUGAUCUGAAACACUUUCAAGCAAGAGAUGAACCAAGACAAUGGACACAUCUUGCGACCAGGGGGAACACCGCGAAUUGUAAAUAUUUAGAAACCGACGCAGAAGAACCUGAAGGUUCAAAAUCUCAUUUAAAUGGAGCAUUUAAAUGGACUCAUGAAGCUAUUCUUUUGCUUCUUGAAUAUCAAAAGCGACAAAUUGAUUUCAACGAAAACGGUAUUUUGAGAGUUGGCGGUAGAAUAAAAUUGUCUGAUUUCGGUUACGAUAAGCGUCACCCAAUGGUUCUACCUAAAAAUCAUGCACUUUCAUCGUUGAUUGCCAGAUAUGAACAUAUCAAAUCUUUUCAUUCUGGAGCGCAACGCUUGUUGCAUACGCUCAGAGAGACAUACUGGCCAAUCAACGGUAGAAAUCUGUGUAAAGGUAUUAUACGAAGAUGCGUCAUCUGCUUCAAUGUUAAUCCUACUUCUAUUUCCCCAUUAAUGGGCGAUUUGCCAAAAAACCGCGUCACCCCCCAUUUGCCAUUCACGAAUUGCGGCGUGGACCUUGGAGGUCCGAUUACGUUGCGAGAUCGUCGUACUAGAGGAACUAGUAUCGGAUUAACAUCAGAAUGCUUCUUAGCUACACUCAGACGAUUCAUCGCACGUCGGGGAAAACCCACUAACAUUUAUUCAGACAACGGAACAAAUUUUGUCGGGGCAUCGUCGGAAAUUAAAAGAUUAGCUAAUUUUUUGCGCAAAAAAUACCUUAGUAAUGUUAUGAAAUCAUUAAGUGACGACGGCAUCAAUUGGCAUUUUAUUCCUGCUAAAUCACCUCAUUUUGGGAGUAUUUGGGAAGCCGGUAUAAAAUCAUGUAAGUCGCAUUUAAAGCGAAUUUUAGGAAAUGCAUGCCUUACCUUUGAAGAUUUCUAUACAAUUUUAACACAGAUCGAAGCUAUUUUAAAUUCCAGGCCAAUUUCUCCUUUGAGUUCCGAUCCUAAUGAUUUAAAUCCAUUGACUCCUGGCCAUUUCUUAAUUGGCAAAUUCUUAACAUCUAUUUCCAUCCCAAAUGUACUUGACAUUCCUAAAAAUAGACUAGGACGCUACCAGCACCUGCAGCGUUUGGCACAACAUUUUUGGAAACGCUGGCAUAAGGAAUACAUUUCGGAGUUGCAGAGUAGAACAAAAUGCACAGGCCGUGCAAACCAAUCAUUAAAGGUCGGAACCAUGGUACUUCUCAAAGAAGAUAAUGUACCUCCACUGAAUUGGCAAUUAGGUCGCAUUAUCGAGGGCAUCCAGGACUAG